Messenger RNA from Vombatus ursinus (common wombat), 1449 nucleotides. It is a transcript of the gene EIF2S2, whose product is annotated as eukaryotic translation initiation factor 2 subunit beta. Gene Ontology annotation, cellular component: eukaryotic translation initiation factor 2 complex. Gene Ontology annotation, molecular function: translation initiation factor binding; translation initiation factor activity; mRNA binding. Bases 139 to 1140 code for a protein of 333 amino acids. Gene Ontology annotation, biological process: formation of translation preinitiation complex; formation of cytoplasmic translation initiation complex; translational initiation. The transcript has 9 exons. The record is from RefSeq and is a predicted model, not a curated record. Lineage: Eukaryota; Metazoa; Chordata; Mammalia; Diprotodontia; Vombatidae.
ACCCCCUUUCGCUGAUGCAAGAGGCGAGUGAGGCGCUAGGAGCGGCAGGAGCAGCAGUAGCACUGCCAGACCGGGGCCUGAAGCGGCGACUGGGCCGUCCGACUCUCCGUCCACACCGAAUCCUUUCGAGCCGCAGCCAUGUCCGGAGACGAGAUGAUUUUCGAUCCUACUAUGAGCAAAAAGAAGAAGAAGAAGAAGAAGCCUUUUAUGCUGGAUGAAGAAGGAGAUGCACAGACAGAAGAAACACAGCCCUCAGAAACAAAAGAAACUGAACCAGAGCCAGCAGAGGACAGAGAUGUAGAAGCUGAUGAAGAGGAUGGUAGAAAGAAAGAUGCUUCUGAUGACUUGGAUGACUUAAACUUUUUCAAUCAAAAGAAAAAGAAGAAAAAAACAAAAAAGAUAUUUGAUAUUGAUGAAGCUGAAGAAGGUAUAAAGGACCUAAAAAUCGAAAGUGAUGUACCAGAACCAGCAGAACCAGAAGAUGACCUUGACAUCAUGCUUGGCAACAAAAAGAAGAAAAAGAAGAACGUCAAGUUCCCAGAUGAGGAUGAAAUCCUUGAGAAAGAUGAAGCUUUGGAAGAUGAAGACAGCAAAAAGGAUGACGGAAUCUCCUUCAGCAAUCAGACUGGCCCUGCAUGGGCAGGCUCAGAAAGAGAUUAUACUUAUGAUGAGUUGCUGAAUCGAGUAUUCAACAUAAUGCGGGAAAAGAAUCCAGAUAUGGUUGCUGGAGAAAAAAGGAAAUUUGUCAUGAAACCUCCACAGGUUGUUAGAGUAGGAACCAAGAAAACUUCUUUUGUCAACUUCACAGAUAUCUGUAAACUAUUACAUCGUCAGCCCAAACAUCUCCUGGCGUUUUUAUUGGCUGAAUUGGGUACAAGUGGUUCCAUAGACGGUAAUAACCAACUUGUAAUCAAAGGAAGAUUCCAACAGAAACAGAUAGAAAACGUUUUGAGAAGAUAUAUCAAGGAGUAUGUCACCUGCCACACGUGUCGGUCACCAGACACAAUCCUGCAGAAGGACACACGACUCUAUUUCUUACAGUGUGAGACCUGCCAUUCUCGCUGCUCCGUCGCCAGCAUCAAAACUGGGUUCCAGGCCGUCACAGGCAAGCGAGCACAGCUCCGUGCCAAAGCUAACUAAUUUGCUAAUCGACACUGGAUUUUGCAAAGUGUUUUGGAGAUGUGGCUGGACAGGUUUACAAUCAGAGUGGAUUUAUCAUUGUAUUAAAAGCAAGAUAUAAAAGCUGCCAGGUUCUUAUUUGGCAUUGGGUUGGUUGGUCUGUGAAAUCCUUGCAAGAUGCAGAUCCUCAAGCUGUUCACAUGCUCAUUGAAUAUUUUAACAACUGUCAGAGAAACAUGAUGGGGAAAGGAGGAGGUGCUUUUUAAAAAACCGUUCCUAGACUUCUGUAAAAUGCAAGAUAAAUUAAAGUUACUCUAACAGUGACUCUUU